Macrobrachium nipponense is the source of this 1722-nucleotide messenger RNA. RefSeq names its product mucin-2-like. The transcript is spliced from 5 exons. The record is from RefSeq and is a predicted model, not a curated record. NCBI's taxonomy places the organism in Eukaryota, Metazoa, Arthropoda, Malacostraca, Decapoda, Palaemonidae. Bases 1 to 1722 code for a protein of 573 amino acids.
AUGAGAAGGUUGGCCUUGGUGGUGCUGCGUGGCCACGCGAAUGGGUCAGAAAGACGUUGUGUGGCUGUGUCGUUUGGUUUGGUUGGGUUUACUCCUAACACAAGAAGUUAUUGCGCCUGUACCAAUGGCCUCGAUGGAGUCCCAAUCAUUGAAGGAAAGUGUAAUGUCCAUUGUGCUGGGAAUCCUUGCCAAAUUUGCGGGGGCUAUCUCUUGGUGAAUUUCUACGCCAUACCACCUGAUAUGGCCAAGACUCCGCCACUAGAUGAUCAGUGUGAAAGUAGUACAGAGUCAAGUACAACUGCAUCAUCAACAACAUCCACCACUGAUUUUUCAUUAACAACCACUACGCCACCACCAGGUCUCUUUGCCGUUCAGCCCUCAGAUACAACUACCACAGCACCCCUCACUACCACUGUUACCAACACUUCAGAAACCUUUACAGACUCAUCACUAGUCACAUCUUUAUUAACCAAUCUUACCACUACAGACUCAGCUACCACAGAACCUUUAACUCCUGCUGCAACUACCACCAUUGAAAAUAGCACCACCACAUCGUCAUCAUCACCCUUAGACAAUUUUACUUCAGAAUCAUUAACCACUGUCACUGCAACUACCAUCAUUGAAAAUGCUAGCACUACAUCGUCAUCAUCACUAAGUAGUGAACCACCCUUAGACAUUUUUACUUCAGAAUCAUUAACCACCGUUACUGCAACUACCAACAUUGAAAAUGCUACCACCACAUCGUCAUCAUCACUAACUAGUGAACCACCCUUAGACAUUAUUACUUCAGAAUCAUUAAGCACGGUUACAUCUCCUUCAUCAUCUACAGCUUCAGUUUCAGAUUCUACUAACACAGAAACCUCACUAUCAACAAGUACAUUGUCCUCAUCACCUAGUAUAACUGGCACAGUACCGUCUACACCUCACUUUACAACUGACCUCUUCUCCACAUCAGUUCCAGAGGAUCUUACUACUUAUCCAUUAAACAGCACAUCAACAACUCAGUUCAUCUCAAUCAGUAAUGCUUCAACUGACACCAUAGAACCACUAGCCAGUAAUACUAAUGAAAUAGUCACUGCUAUUUAUGCUACUUCUACGGCCACAAUGCAAUAUGAGACUAUUACAAACCAGUCAACUACAAUGCUCGAAAGCUUAACUUCCACAACUACACCCACAGAAACAGUAUCUAAAGACACAGUUCCCUCAACUGCACAAUCAAUAAAUCAGACAAUUGUCUCAACUCUGUCAUCUGAAUUACAUAACAGAACAGAUUUAACUGUGCCAACAUCCACACCACUGGUAGAAGAACUCAUACUAGAACAAGGUACCGUCUCAGAAAAUCCUACUACCACUCAGUCAACCAUUCUUACAACACAGUUGGAAACAAAUGCUACAACCUUACUUUCAAAUCCUCCAUCAACAUCCCUGCCAGUCACAGCCUCUACUGAAUUAACUGAAAUGCCUCAUCAGUUACUAAAUGAUACGACAACAACACAAACAACAGCAGAAACUUUACUAACUUCACAAACAGGAGAGCAAACUACAAUAAAUACAACAUUUCCAGCAGAACUAAGCACCACCCAAGCUUCACCUACUUCACAAACUAUAACAUCAACAGACAUAAAUUCAAUAGAACUAAAAAACACUUCAGCUUCUCAGUCCUCUGCAACAGUGACAUCUACCGAUGCUUUUACAACGACAGAAGGCCCUAUGACCAUUUAG